UAACAUUAAGAUUUCCCUUCACUGGAACUAAGGGGGCUGGACCGAACCAAGAAAAACAGCCCCAGACUUCCUGUUUCCAUCACAGCUGUCGUGAUUUUUUGUAUAUGGUAUGCUUAAUCGAAUAAAAACUGUGGAUGAAACGUGGUUAGUGACACUUCUCCGAGGCUUUUAUUUCGAAACUUAAAAAAUCCGUGACCCGGAAGGACUUUUUUUGUGUGUUGCUGACGAGUCGCUGGUCCAUGUGUUGUGGUAGCUGACAUCAAGCUAACGUUAGAAACCUAUGUUUAGAUAAAAAUGAGUUCUCAAAAGGGCAACGCAUCGCGGUCGCGAGGGCAAAAGCACCAAAACACGACUGCUUACAAGAACGACAAAUAUGGAGCAAGUGUUCAAGUAAAGAUAGCAAACUCGAAGGUCCACGACGGGUUAUGUCAACGCUGCAAGGAAGUUAUUGAGUGGAAAGUCAAAUACAACAAAUACAAAUCCCUUUCCCAACCUCGAACAUGUGUGAAAUGUUCUCAGAAGACGGUGAAGGAUGCAUAUCACGUCAUUUGUAAAACCUGUGCCCUGAAGCUGGAGCUUUGUGCCAAGUGUGGGAAGAAAGAGGACAUCGUAAUUCCGGUUAACACACAGAAGCAGGAAGAGGAGGAAUACACCAAUCAAAAGAUGACCGGACGUACUCGGAGGAAGGAGGACUUCAAUGAGCUUGAUGAUGACUUUGGUGACUUGGGCAGUGAUGAUGAUGACUUUGCCAGUGACUCGGGUCCUGAGAAGGCAGGAAGCGGCAAGGCCCUUGUCCCUAAUGUGGCACAUGUUACUUUCAAAGACUAAAGACUGCUAAACCAGGAUGAUCCUAAAUGUACCUCCUAUCCAUUUUAUUAAUAUACUUAUCCUCUGAUUAUACAUACUUUUGCUAAGAAGACUCAUCACUAGAUUUAUUCACUCUAAAAUACAAUAGCCAACUUGUGUUGGGACGUUAAAUGGACAAACCCCACUUUCAAUGAACUGUUUUGUAGUAAAUCCUAUGAGAGCAAUUUUUGUCAUGCUUUGAUGGGUUUAAGGAAGCAUUAUCUUGUUUUGUUUGUGAAGGAAUAUUCACAAGCACUACUGGAUUGAAGUCAUUAUUGUGCCCCAGCAGCUGUUUUUGAAUUUUUCCAGAUACAGAAAUACACACGUAUGUACACAUCUGCCAAAAUAUACAUUUUGAGAAAAUAGUGAUUAUUUUGAUUUAUUCUGACAAUGUAUUUUGAGUAAUAUGCAUUAUUUCAGCUGAAUGCUUUCCUCUGUAGGCCAUAGUGGAACAUCUUCUCUCAGAUUUCUCCCUUUUUAGAGCUACAAGUAGACCAUAGUCUUUAUGGUGAGUCGCACUAACUUGUUACCACACUAUUAACAUAAUUAAUUGAUGAUCUCAGUGGGUUUUAUUUAGUGCCUUUGGUAAUGCCAGUUUUGUUCUGCUUAUUCAAACACAUGAUCUAAAGUCCAACGACCUUAGUGCUCCUCCUGACUUAAAGGAAUAGUUUACCCAAAUAACAAAACAAAAUGUGUUUCCUUACUUUGAAGGCGUAGUCUGUCAUGCAUAGAUUGCUUAAAGAUACUACAAUGAUUAGUCUGUAGAUGCUGCCUCAAAUGUCCAGAGUGCACGCUUUGCUACUUUCGAAAAAUGUCUUAAUUAUUUAUAUGCAGAUAUCAAAAGUAUGCCAAACAUAUAGGGCUCCCGAGUGGAGCAGCGGUCUAAGGCUCUGAAUCUCAGUGCUAGAGGCAUCACUACAGACCCUGGUUCGAUUCCAGGCUGUGUCAAACCCGGCCGUGAUUGGGAGUCCCAUAAGGUGGCGCACAAUUGGCCCAGCAUCGUCCAGGUUAGGGCUUGGCCGGGGUAGGCCGUCAUUGUAAAUAAGAAUUUGCUCUUAACUGACUUGCCAAGUUAAAUUGAAUAAAAAAAUAUACCUUUUUUCUAUGAAUUGAAUUUCAAGAAGAUCCUAAACAUAAUAAACUUUGGGCCAAACUCGCAUGGAAUGCCCCCCCCCGAGAUUAAGACAAGUGUAUCAAUCAUAUUUCCUUUCUGCGUGAGGUGAUCUGCGUCUUUCUAUCAACUGGAACGUCUGUGGUUUAGGGCUGAAGCUGCGCCUGUUUGAAAUUGUCUGGAUUACGACAUAGAAGUUGCUUAAUACAAUUGUCUUCAGGUUUAUUUCAUUUGAAGAUGUUAGCUAAUUUACUUGGCCUAUUGGGACAUUAUAUAAAGCACUAUUAAUCAUUCGUAUCCUAACAAUCUCUUGAUAGUUUCAACCAUAUUUUGAAGCAAUACAUUAGGCCUAUUUUUAAAAUAGAUAUAUUUUUUACAAACACGAGUAAAACAACGUUAUGAUGUGGUUAGUCAUAUGAACUUGUGAUAUCCUUCUGAAACUAAGUGGCUACCAUUGUGGUGUUUUUGAAAUUAAGGAGUAGGCCUUUAAUAAAAAUGUUUUACCAUUUU
This is a messenger RNA of Oncorhynchus mykiss (rainbow trout), 2467 nucleotides long. RefSeq lists its product as uncharacterized. The record is from RefSeq and is a predicted model, not a curated record. Lineage: Eukaryota; Metazoa; Chordata; Actinopteri; Salmoniformes; Salmonidae.